CUCUCCGGAAGGAACCUCGCGAGAAGCGGGCGGCUCUCGCGAUAUCUCCCUGCCCCUACCUGAUUCUGCUGCUUGCUGCUGUUGCUGCUGCAUGUGCCACUCAGGAGGGUGGGAACGGCAGGAGGAGGAACCACCGCCCCCUUCCUCCCCCCAGACCCCGGCUGAGGAUCCCCCCUCGGACUUGUGAUAUGGCAAUGGAUGCACCCGAGUCUGCACUUCUUGAUUGUAAAGGAGACCAAAGGUGCAACGCAAGGCCAGACGCAGACUAUCCUCUCCGAGUUCUCUACUGUGGAGUCUGCUCAUUGCCAACAGAGUAUUGCGAAUACAUGCCAGAUGUGGCAAAAUGUAGGCAAUGGCUAGAGAAAAAUUUUCCAAAUGAGUUUGCAAAACUUACUGUAGAAAAUUCUCCUAGACAAGAAUCUGGUGUUGGAGAAGGACAAGGAACAGUGGGUGAAGAGGAAGAGAAAAAAAAGCAAAAGAGAGGUGGAAGAGGUCAGAUAAAACAGAAGAAGAAGACGGUACCACAAAAAGUUACGAUAGCGAAAAUUCCUAGAGCAAAGAAGAAAUACGUCACAAGAGUGUGUGGUCUUGCAACCUUUGAAAUAGACCUUAAGGAAGCACAAAGGUUCUUUGCUCAGAAAUUCUCCUGCGGUGCCUCAGUAACAGGAGAGGAUGAAAUAAUCAUUCAGGGGGACUUUACAGACGACAUCAUUGAUGUCAUCCAGGAAAAGUGGCCUGAGGUUGAUGAUGAUAGCAUUGAAGAUCUAGGAGAAGUAAAGAAGUGAUGCUGUUUUUUUAAAAGAAUAAAAAAAAACACUGCCUUCUAACAAACACCGA
This is a messenger RNA of Zootoca vivipara (common lizard), 837 nucleotides long. RefSeq names its product density regulated re-initiation and release factor (gene DENR). The record is from RefSeq and is a predicted model, not a curated record. Lineage: Eukaryota; Metazoa; Chordata; Lepidosauria; Squamata; Lacertidae. Gene Ontology annotation, molecular function: translation initiation factor activity; mRNA binding. Gene Ontology annotation, biological process: formation of translation preinitiation complex; translation reinitiation.